Molecule: messenger RNA, 1696 nt
Organism: Capsaspora owczarzaki ATCC 30864
Lineage: Eukaryota; Filasterea; Ministeriida; Capsasporidae
Exons: 2
Coding region: 226-1410 (394 amino acids)
Biological process (GO): proteolysis
Molecular function (GO): cysteine-type endopeptidase activity
Source: RefSeq, a predicted model, not a curated record
UCGUUUUCCCUGAAAUUGUGAGAGGCAGGUCUCGGACACUACCGCUUCGUUCCAGCAUUCCUUGUUUUCGUGCAUCUCACAUUCCCCAAGAGUGUGCGCUACUUUGUAAAAACCCCCCUCCCCUUCCGAGUGUCAAGGCACAACCCCCCACUUGCUUCAAAACGGUUGACGGUUUUCGGCCAAGCUACACACACAACCCAACAAAACAACAAACCCAAAGCAACCAUGUCGCUGAGCCACCUCAUCAUCGGCAUCAACAACUACCCGGGCGACGCCGAACUCAAGUUUGCAAAGCAGGACGCGCAGGACGUUGACGCACUGCUCAACGCGAUCGGCAGCACGGGCUCGCUGCUGCUGGACGCCACACGCGACGACAUUACCGGCGCAAUAGACGUGUUCAUCCAAGCGCUCUCGUCAACAGGAAACCAGGGCAUUUUCGCCUUCUUUGGCCACAGCGUCCAGCAACUAGGCGAAAACUACCUGCUGCCUGCAGGCGCUUCCUCCUUCCCCGAGGAUGCAGACGAUCUUGCCAAUGUUUCCAUUCCACUCGACUCGGUCGUCGGCAUGAUGGGCGGCGCGGGCAACCCGUUCAACCUGGUCAUUCUCUCGGCCGCUGCCGAGAAUGGCGUCAGCCUCGUCAGCCAGUGGGCCACUCCGCCCGCGAAAGGCCUUGCGAAGGUGACUCCCGCCCUUUCCAUGCUUGUUGCCCAGGCAUCCGCACCAAACACAUACUACAAGGAGACCAGCAACGACAGCCGGAAUUCGCUCUACGUGUCCUCGCUCUUGCGGUUUUUGGUGACGCCUGGUCGCACGCUCGCCUCCCUCUGCGGCGGCAUCUCGGGCGAGGUCUUCCGUGCUUCCAACAUGUCGCAGAUUCCACGCCACGAGCACGUCCUCGGCGACACCCAGCUCAUCGUGCCCGCUGGCUCGGAGCCGAUCGAUGUCUCCCAAAUUCUGGCCGCUGCCGAUGCCGCUCGCUCACGGGUCGAGGAGGAUCGCGCCGAAGCCGCUGCCGCCUUUGGCUCCCCUGCCAAAUCUUCCACGCCCGUCAGCAAUGGCGGCGAUGCAUCCCCGGCACCCGCACCCGCCUCCCCCGCAGGCGCAUCAUCGCCUGCUCCCGCCUCACCGGCCGCUGCCUUGCACGCACUCAGCCUCGACGACCAUCCGCCGGUCGGCCGUCGUGACAGCGCAAGCCGCCCCGGCAAAAUCCAAAUCCCCGGCAGCUUCCUCGGCUCCUCUGGCGCAAGCUCGCCAGUCGGCGGCUCCCCGGUUCCCCGACCUGCGUCUGGCGGCGCUGUUGCCGCUGCCCUCUCACAGUUUAGCGGCAGCUCAUCUCCCGUCACCAACUUCAAGGCUACACCCGCUGUCACCCCACCGGGACCAAGACCCGUCCGCAUUGGCCGUCGUUAACAACAUUUUUUUUCAGUUUGUUGUUGUCUUCUUCUGGGAACUGGUCGCACUUUCCUCACCGCCAGCAGCGGUUGUUGGUUUGUGUGCUUCGGGUUGUGAUUGCAAACGGGGUUCUCUGUUCUGUUUGCGCCUUUUGUUUGAUUUUUGGUGUUUUGCCAUGUGUACAAUGCCUGAUUCCUUUUUUUUUAUUUUGUCGCAUUUUUGACUGUGUGCUGUUUGUGUGUGCGUCUGUGUGUUUUUUGGUGUGCUUGUAUGUCUUGUGCUUUUAUCCUCACAAUGAAAGGCC